AUCACUUUGGGAAUUCCAACGAUUUGUUUAAUCGAUACAAAUUGUGACCCAGAUCUAGCAGAUAUUUCGAUUCCAGCUAAUGAUGAUGCUAUAGCUUCAAUCCGAUUAAUUCUUAACAAAUUAGUUUUUGCAAUUUGUGAGGGUCGUUCUAGCUAUAUACGAAAUUUUUGA
This is a messenger RNA of Medicago truncatula (barrel medic), 171 nucleotides long. NCBI's taxonomy places the organism in Eukaryota, Viridiplantae, Streptophyta, Magnoliopsida, Fabales, Fabaceae. The record is from the annotation of a RefSeq genome assembly.